AGUCAGCGCAUAGAACGGGAUUGUUCGAGAAAUUGCGCGAAAGUUGGGGCGAUUUCCAGUCUCUCGUGCGCCAGAGUUCUACACUAGGAGUAGAAGACAUUGAGUAGAGGUCCAACGGAAACUCGGAGAAGUAACAAAGGCGCAGGAAGGAAUGCUGGGACGUUUCUUCACUGGAAUCUUCCCGUCCUCGGUCUGCGAGUCCUGCGGCGCGCCAACUACACCGGAACCGGUCACCGAAAGACCCGAGCUCUACUGGGUCGACAGCUUGCGCCGUUUGUUCGACCUCGCGAACUCCGCCGGUCAAGAAGGUUUUGGAACUCAGUGCAUCGAAAAUGUACGGACGAACAUGGUCGAAUGCGAUCUGCGGCAGUUCCUGAAUAUCAGACCCGAGAACAUCACCAUCGAUGUUGAUGGCCACCACGUUUCCCUCCGAGGCCAACAGGAGGAUAAGUCAAGCGAUGGCAGCAGCAGCUCCACGCAAAUGGUGCAGUCGAUGUUCACCUUGCCCGCAUCAGCUGAUGUGAGCAAACUCUCAGCGCACUACACGUCUCAUGGACACCUUGUGCUGAAAGCCCCGAUGCUGACCCCACCCACAGCGAAUAAGAGCCGACCGGGGGUGGUUCCCAUCCAGAUCAAUCGGCACCGACUCAUCGAGGACAAAGAUUGAAGUCCCUCGUUGAGCUCCUUGUGGAUUAGAGGAUUUCUGUUGGACCAGGAGUCAUGACCAGGAGUCGGAGUCGUAGUUCGGAAAUCGACGUUGAACGCCGACGAGAUAUAGCUCCUCCAUGAGCAGCUUCGGCUGACCCGUCGACCAUCAGGCGAAGGAUGUAGUUUGAAUUGUGUAUGGGAAUAAAACCAGUGAUCUAGUUG
Molecule: messenger RNA, 870 nt
Organism: Galendromus occidentalis (western predatory mite)
Lineage: Eukaryota; Metazoa; Arthropoda; Arachnida; Mesostigmata; Phytoseiidae
Exons: 3
Coding region: 152-667 (171 amino acids)
Source: RefSeq, a predicted model, not a curated record